AUGUAAUUUUUCUAAAUCCCUAGAAUGUAGAAAGAAUAAAGUAAACGAAAUUCAGAAUAAUUAGAUGUGUUCGAACUUAAGGAAUUAGGCUAAUAGGAUGGAGAGGGUUAGCUCACUGAGUUGACUUAGAAGGCCUAAGCAAGAAUACAACAUUUUGAAAAGGUCUGCCAUGAUUUAAAUGAGAAAAUUAUUCAUUGUGGAUCUUAAAAAGAAAUGGAUCAUAUAUAAAAGUUUGUCAAAGAAGCCUAAAAUGAUUUAGAUUAAAUGGAAAAAAUAAUCUAAAAUAUGGGAUCUAUUCAAUUAUAAUAAAAAUCAUAGAUUUCACAAAAGCAACAAACCUAAUAGAAAUUGAUUAAAGUAUUUUAAAAUUCAAAGGAAAAUUUUAAAAAAAUAAAAAACUUAAUUGAUUAGUUAGACCGAAGUCAUCAAAAAAGUUAAGCAUAGGCAAAACAACCCAUUAAGGAUCGUCAUGGUGAUAAUUAAAUAAAUGUGUAAUUGUUGGAUGAUGAGUUUGACUACGGAUAUGAUGAAAAAUUUAUAUAAAGCAGAAAUAAAUAGAUAAUGGAAAUAGCAUAAAUUAUCCAAUAACUUAAUGAAAUGAUGUAAGAGGGAGCUAGAAUGAUAAAAGAGCAAGGAGAGAAAAUUUAAAUCAUAAGCAAUGGUAUCAAGGAGGCUGGGAUUAAAACGGAAAAAGCAGGUGAGGAAAUGAAAAAGGCAGCCAAAGCUUAAUAAGGAAGUAAUGAUAGAAUAUUAUACUUUUGUGGCAUAAUUACUUUGCUAGUUGUGAUUAUAGUAUUGAUGUAUAGCGCUAGUUCUAGAACUUAUCCUGAUACUAAUCAAUAAUAAUCAUAAAAUUGA
Messenger RNA from Paramecium tetraurelia, 858 nucleotides. RefSeq lists its product as uncharacterized. Gene Ontology annotation, biological process: intracellular protein transport; vesicle fusion. The record is from RefSeq and is a predicted model, not a curated record. The transcript is spliced from 6 exons. Gene Ontology annotation, molecular function: SNAP receptor activity; SNARE binding. Lineage: Eukaryota; Ciliophora; Oligohymenophorea; Peniculida; Parameciidae. Gene Ontology annotation, cellular component: SNARE complex; endomembrane system.